Messenger RNA from Nanorana parkeri, 500 nucleotides. It is a transcript of the gene CARD19, whose product is annotated as caspase recruitment domain family member 19. The transcript is spliced from 4 exons. Gene Ontology annotation, cellular component: mitochondrion. The record is from RefSeq and is a predicted model, not a curated record. The annotation marks the transcript as partial. Lineage: Eukaryota; Metazoa; Chordata; Amphibia; Anura; Dicroglossidae. Gene Ontology annotation, biological process: regulation of apoptotic process.
GGUUCCUCACUGCUGUUAUUGACGCUCAUCAAAGCCAUGGGAGGGACGGCCAGACAGACAGACGGCCAAACAAGGAAGUUCUCCUCUAACUACUGCCUUAUCACUCUAAGAGGCUGCAGCAAUUCUUCAUCUCAGCAUGACAGACAUCUCCUUUUCUGACCGGCUACAGCAGGACGCGCCAUAUUUAAAUAACAACCGAAAACUGACUGAGUUGAUUGUGGACAGGAUUAUUUUGCAGCUAAAUCGUAUCUAUCCUCAGGUUCUGUCAAACAAGGAAGCUGAAAGGUUUAGGAGCCUGAAAAUUCCUCUGCGCACUCGGCUGGUUGACCUGUUGAAGAAUCUCCAGAAAAAAGGGGAACGAGAAUGUCAGGAGUUCUACAGGGCUCUACAGAACAAUGCAGACAAGAUUUAUGCCACAUUGCCAAGCAGAAGCAGCCUGAAUAUCUCAGAUCCUGUAGAAAUCUGUCCAGACGAGGGGAAACUUAUCCUCAAUGACCGAG